Molecule: messenger RNA, 3539 nt
Organism: Schistocerca gregaria
Lineage: Eukaryota; Metazoa; Arthropoda; Insecta; Orthoptera; Acrididae
Exons: 3
Coding region: 483-2978 (831 amino acids)
Source: RefSeq, a predicted model, not a curated record
UUAUUCUGUAAAUGUAUGAAUUACUGCUUUGUAUAAAUGUGUUAUGUUAGACUACUUCUAUCAGCCAAGUCAAUAUUUAGAAAACAAUAGCUUAUCUUAGAACCUCAAAACUUUCGUGAAAAUAUAACUCUGUCCAUAGAUAAACCAUUUGUAUGUAAACAAAAACUGUCAGUCGACAACAUGGCGGAUAACGCAGUGCGCCUGUGCAAAAUACGUGAUAAAAAGUGUUUGUGUUGUUGCAAAAAAGAAGAAAAGCCAGGAAAAAACAAGGAGAGGAGAAAGCUUGCUGCAGCAUCCAAACUGCUGUCGAGAUUGUACUACUGUAGUAACUGAAGAUCCAUGUAAUUUGCCAGCUGAAGAUGGGUGCAAACCCGAAAUGCAUAUUGGCGUAAAUAAAAAACGCAUUAAAAAGUGGCUGGUUGCUGUAUUUUUUCAGUGAAAUACUAUUAUCCACGGCCACGGAGCUCAACAGUCCAAAUAAAAUGGACAAAUUGUUAUUGACACUACCUAGCCAGGUACUAAGAGCUUUACAUGACUUCAGAAAGUACAAAAUUAAGUUAGAAAGAACAAUUCUUAGUAUCAAGUUCAAUAAAAUGUGUUUAAGUGCGAAUGUAACUCCAAAAUAUGUGAAAGUGAACAUCAACAGUCAAAGCAGAGCAGCGAAAAUAGCUAAAGAAAGAAGUGAAAUUAUAUGGCUCCAAUCUGAAAUCCGAAACCAACACAGAAAGAAGCAGUUUUUAAACCACCAGUUAUAUAGAUUACAUUUAGAGCUAGGUAAACAACUUACUCCUACACAAUUCAACCAUGCAUUAGAUUUUGUCACUAUAAUAGCUAUGAAAGAACAGCAUAAAGUCAGAUGUAGGCAUAACAAUAAGUUGAAAAAGCUUAUGUCACAAAUUCCUAAGGUGAAUGACAAACUACCUCCCACUAAUCAUAAAUUCUCCAAACGUCUAGUAAAUUCAACUAACAUCAUCUUCAGUGAUAAAGAAGUAAGUUUGCUGAAUAAAGGGCUUCAACAUAAUAUCACCCCAUCUCUGACUGAAAAUAAUAUUAAAGAAUUAAUAGUAGGCACCAAAAUAGCCUGUGAUACUGCAAAACUAACUCAGAAUGAUCAGAUUGCCAUAGGCCACAAAGUUAACAAUUUUAUCACCAAACAAAUAGAGAAAGCAAAUAAUAAGAAUAGUAUAAAGCACCAUGACAGAACAAUACUUAAAAGUGUUAAUAAGAAACUAAGUGACAGUAAAGCUUUAGUAGUAAAAGCAGAUAAAAGCAAUGCUAUUGUUGUAAUGUAUGAAAGUGAAUAUGUAAGAAAAACCAUUGAAUUUUUCAGUAAUAAUAAUAUAGUAGAAAUUAAGUCUGAUCCCACUCUUAAGUUACAGAAUAAACUUAAAAAUAUGAUGAAAAAAAGUAAUUUCCUCUUAAAUGCAAAAGAUAUACAUGAAUGCACUGUUAUGAACCCUUAUGCACCACGUCUACGAGCACAACCUAAGACCCAUAAAGUUAACUGUCCCAUACGUCCAAUUGUUAAUUCUCGGAGCAGCCCAACUUAUAAAAUCAGCAAGAAACUGAAUGAGGUCCUUAGCAACACAUUCAAAUUUGAAGAGACAUACUCAGUAAAGAACAGUUAUGAACUUAUUAAUUGUCUAAAGGAAAUUCAGAUUCCUGAUACUGCUAGGUUUGCAUCACUUGACAUCACAAACCUCUACACAAACAUACCCGUCAAAGAAACAAUAGAAAUAAUUAAAAACAAUUUACUUAAACAUAAAAAUUUGGCAUUACCAGAAAUAUAUGAAUUCAUUGAUCUAUUAACACUAGUACUAUCACACAACUAUUUUUCUUUUAAUAACAAAAUGUACCAGCAGAAAGAGGGUCUGGCUAUGGGUAGCUGCCUUGCCAGUUUGCUAGCAGAUAUUUUCAUCAAUAACUUAGAAUGUAAAUUUUUUAAAGAAAACCCCCAGAUGGUAAACAAGAUAAUUUAUUACAGAAGGUAUGUUGAUGAUAUAAUAGUCUUAUUUGAUGGCACUGCAGAAGAAAUUGAUAACCUUGCAAAAGAAAUGAAUAAAAUGCAUCAGAACAUCAUCUUCACUGUAGAACACCAAACAGAAGUAGGUUUAAAUUUUCUGGAUCUCUGCAUAAGUAGCUCCAACAACAAACACAAAUUUCAAGUAUACAGAAAACCAACAUACACAGAUAACACAAUUAAUAAGUCAUCCUGCCACCCGGAUCAACAUAAGACGGCUUCAUACAGAGCAAUGCUAAACAGAAUGCACAAAAUACCACUACAACCAGCUGACCAAAUAGAAGAACUAAACACCAUCAAAGCAAUUGCUUACAAUAAUGGUUACAAUCCAAAAUUAAUAGAUGAACUAAACUAUAAGAUAAAUCCCCACAUAAACAAACACAAUAACAAAACUACAUUAAAGAAUACCACAACACAGGCAAAAGAAAAAUAUGUAAGCUUGCCAUUUGUAGGAAAGCUGUCAUAUAAAAUAGCAAACUUGUUCCGAGGAACAGAUAUCAAAAUCAGCUACUAUACAAAUAACAAAAUAAAGGACAAAGCUAUCCAUAACAUUAAAAAUAAUACCAAACCGUACAAUCAAUCAGGAAUAUACAAACUUAACUGCAACUCAUGUCCAAAAACAUACAUAGGUCAAACAGGGAGAAACUUCAGCAUACGGUUUCGAGAACACAUGGAUGCUCUUCGUUUAAAAAACUUACAUAAAUCCACAUUCGCCCAACAUGUAGCAGAAGAAGAACAUCAAGUAACAGACAUAUCCCAUAACCUACAAGUUCUCCACUUAGCCAAAAAAGGAAAAAGAAUGAACCUCCUAGAAGAAAUCGAAAUUUAUUCACAUAAACAUGCAUCCCCUUCUGACAUACUUAACGACCAAACAGAGCUGCCAAACCGAAUAUUUCUAAAAAACUUCCACACUCUACUUAUCAAACCACUUACUAAGCACAAUCAACAAACAACAUAAUCUGUUAUAAACCCAGCAAAUGCAUGUAAAAAACAUAAAAAUCUUAAUUCUGGUAUCUUAAUUAUAUCUUUGUUAUAUUGUAAAUGUAUGAAUUACUGCUUUGUAUAAAUGUGUUAUGUUAGACUACUUCUAUCAGCCAAGUCAAUAUUUAGAAAACAAUAGCUUAUCUUAGAACCUCAAAACUUUCGUGAAAAUAUAACUCUGUCCAUAGAUAAACCAUUUGUAUGUAAACAAAAACUGUCAGUCGACAACAUGGCGGAUAACGCAGUGCGCCUGUGCAAAAUACGUGAUAAAAAGUGUUUGUGUUGUUGCAAAAAAGAAGAAAAGCCAGGAAAAAACAAGGAGAGGAGAAAGCUUGCUGCAGCAUCCAAACUGCUGUCGAGAUUGUACUACUGUAGUAACUGAAGAUCCAUGUAAUUUGCCAGCUGAAGAUGGGUGCAAACCCGAAAUGCAUAUUGGCGUAAAUAAAAAACGCAUUAAAAAGUGGCUGGUUGCUGUAUUUUUUCAGUGAAAUACUAUUAUCCACGGCCACGGAGCUCAACAGUCCAAAUAAAAUGGACA